Messenger RNA from Schistosoma turkestanicum, 1128 nucleotides. The record is from the annotation of a GenBank genome assembly. Lineage: Eukaryota; Metazoa; Platyhelminthes; Trematoda; Strigeidida; Schistosomatidae.
AUGCAUAAAUUUAAACCUUCCAUUAAACGUCUAUCGUAUUUGAAUGCAUUUAGUAAAAAACGUAAAGAUUUCAAAAGAGGUAAUCUUACAUUGAUAUUAGAUCAAGAAUUGGAUAGUAUUUGUGAUAACACUAGAAAGGAUGAAGAGGAUGAUGAUGAUGAUGAUGCCUGUGAUAACAAUGAACAUAGAGAAAGUUUUAAACAAUUCAAUGAACAAAAUGUCUAUGAAGAGUUACCACGUUUAGAUACAUUGAAACUAUCAUCAAAUAAUUCAUAUUCAAAUGGUGUACGAGAUGUAUUAACUACAUCGAAUUAUAAUGAUGAUUACUUUCAUAAAAAUAUUCAACAAAAUAAAUUUAAUCAUACCGGAAAUAAUGUCAAUGACAGAAAAGUCACCACUGUCAAGAUUGAUCGUCAUCGAUCGGAUGUUCAACAAUCGGACUUUGUAUAUCAUCCGAAUAAUAAUCCAUUUAAAAUUCAUUCAAAGUAUACCAAUGAUUUGAAAAACAAUUCGAUUUCAUAUCAUCCCACCAAUGCUGAACAUACUCCAACUGGCAGUACAGAAACAUUGAUUGAUUCAACAAGAAAAUUGACAUCGACUGCCAGUAUCAAUUAUUUGGAUGAACAAAACACCAACAAACUGCCGAGUACAGGUUAUGUAAAAACAACGGUACAAUGUACAAAUUCUUAUCCUAAUCAAAUAAUUGAUACAAAUAAAACUAGUUGGAAAACAGUGUCAAUUGAUCAAUCAACAAAAUACAAUGCUCAAGAUAUGAAUAUUAACAAUAGUAAUAAUAAUAUUAAUAAUAGUAUUAACAAUGAGUAUAAGGUGAAUCCGCGAAAUCCUCGAAUUAUUUAUAUAUCUAAAUCGAAUCCAGUUAGUAAUGAGAAUCCAACUAAAUUAUCAACUAAUCAGAAUAAGAUUGUCUCUGCUUCCCAAUUCACUCAUUCUAGUACAGUAGUGGAUGGUGGAGGCUAUUCACCGUAUGGCUAUGAAUCUGAUCAAACAAACAUGAAUCAAUUCAAACAUACUAAUCAGACUGUUCGUAAAACAAAUAUAGUUACUAUUGAAUAUGAAAAUAUUAAUAAUGAUAAUAAUAAUAAUAAUCAAUCGAUCAAUAAACCAUAA